Molecule: messenger RNA, 914 nt
Organism: Nezara viridula (southern green stink bug)
Lineage: Eukaryota; Metazoa; Arthropoda; Insecta; Hemiptera; Pentatomidae
Source: the annotation of a GenBank genome assembly
GUAAAAUAUACCACAUGUUUCAUUUCUUAUUUUUUAUUUUUUAAUUUCAUUUAAAUGUAUAAUAAAAUUUCGAUGUUAUGAGAUUUUUUUCGAUAUCUUUUUGAAAACAGGGCCUAAGCCUAAAACAAAAUCUGUACAGAAGAGUUCACACCAUUUGGAAUUUACAAAUUAAAAGAUGGUUCUUCAUUUUGAUAAAACGGUGUCAUCUUCCAUAGAUGCUAGAAAAAGAUUGUUGAUAUCCAAACAUUUCGAGUAUCUGAAAGGGAAAACACUUUUCAACGAUUACGAACUAAAGUGCAUGCUCCUACUAUAUGACAAACUCUCUCCCAAGAAGGUGAUGAAGAAGGCUGAAUUCUUCCAGGCCUUGCGAGUGAUGGUCGGCGUGACAGAUAACCCGAUCCUGGAGCGGCUCUAUUGUUCGCUGGAGCUGCCCAGCAUGCACGGCAUCAUGUUCGACCAGUGGGUCAGUCUACUGUCCCUCUACAGCAGGGGAACCCUCGACGAGAAGACCGUCUUCACCUUCAUGGUGUUCGAUACGAUGGGAACAGGUCAUCUGACGAGAGGAACAGUGGAAGACAUGUUAUCCCAUCAACUGGGCAAGCAGUUUGGGAACGUAUCGGACGAGCAGAACAGGAUAUUUAUAAAUAUGGUGUUCUCGGCUCUAGACCAAGAUGGAGACGGUAGAAUAAGUUGGGAAGAUUAUCGGAAUACGAUAAGCAAACAUCCAACCAUGAUCAACUGCUUGGGCAGAGUCAUACCGGAACAGAACGUUAUGGAUGUCUUCCUGACCACGUUCACAAGGCAGGUGGGUCCCAAAUACUCUCUCAUGUAUUCCAAGGGUUUGGGAAGGAGAACGAAAAUGAGGAGUUUCAUCUCUGAAAAAUAUAAAACUGCGUAACCGCAUCAUUGUUUUU